AUGUCGACGACGUACAUAUUAGGUUCUAUCAACCAAAGUCGAGGGACAUCUUAUGAUCUCGUCCCUGAGGGACCCCUCGCGGGGCUUCAAUCAUCGAGGCCCUCUUUCGCAAACCUCAUAUCCCCUCAUUUAACAUGGUCAACGUUAUGGUUCACAUUGCUAUGCGUCUUCAUCGCGUUAAAUAUCAAGAAUAUGCCAUUUAUGUGGCACUUGCGACUAGUUAAUGCCUUUCGUUUUAUUCUCCGAACGCAGCGGCCAGCUGUGCCGCUCACGCCGUCUCAUAUAUUCCAACCUAUCAUCACAUCUUCAACGGCGCAACUCAUGGAAAUCGACUUCAACAUGCAUAAAUCUAAUUCAUCUUACUUCGCGGAUGUCGAUAUCGCCCGCACUCAUCUAGUCUGUACAUUAUUCGCCAAAGGCAUCGAAACGAUGCGUGGUGGAACCGCAGCAUAUACCGGAUCAAAGAAACCCGUUUUUGGUCUUGCGCUCGGCGCAGUAUCGUGCAACUUCAAACGCGAACUAAGGCCCUACGAGGAAUACGAAAUGUGGUCCAAGAUCCUGACUUGGGAUGAAAAAUGGAUCUACAUAGUCACGCAUUUCGUCCGUAAGGACGCUGCUAAACCAAGAAACUACUCAUUAUACCCAGAACAAUCUCCCAGCCAAAGCCGACGGAAUAGCGCCGAUACGUCGGAUGAGGACCUGCUACAACGCUCCAGCGUUGACGGCGCAUCAUCCGGUGGUAGCAGUGGUAACGAUAGCGACGACAUUAAGCCGGAGAAGCACAUAUUCGCCACCGCCCUUAGCAAGUGCGUCUUCAAGUCCGGCCGAAAGACUGUCUCACCUGAGCUGAUGCUGCAAAUGUCGGGCCUGUUACCCGUGGGUAAUUCCGAUAACAAAGAGGGUCAGGAAUUUGAACAGGUUACACUGGAAGAAAUCGAGGCGCAGAGGCAAAAGGGGCUCGAAACCGCGAAACUUCUCGCGGGCCAGACCCAACAGAGCCUGGAGGCCGAGUUCGCAGGCCCGGACUGCGAGGCCUUAGGCAGACACACGGACGGCGCGGGCAUUGUUGGGGUAGUAAACACCUUGAUGCAACUGGCUCGGCUGAAGAAGUCACAAAUAUUAUGA
Molecule: messenger RNA, 1125 nt
Organism: Hypoxylon trugodes
Lineage: Eukaryota; Fungi; Ascomycota; Sordariomycetes; Xylariales; Hypoxylaceae
Exons: 2
Coding region: 1-1125 (374 amino acids)
Source: RefSeq, a predicted model, not a curated record